UCUUCGCGAUGUGUGAGACCUUCUGACGACGACGACAACAACGAUUACUUCACGCGGGCGGGGCGGGCGAACGAACGAACGAGCGAGAGCCAACCUUCGCCUUUUCUUCUCUCUUUCUCUCUCUCUCACUCUCUUGCUGCCCGUAUUUUUCUCUUUCGCGCAUACGUGUGCCGCGUACCCCAGCGUAGGGAACGUCUCGUGUGCGCGCGGGGGGCUCGCGGCCGACUUGAGAAAAAGUGCAGACACUACACGGGCGUGGGGAACUUGUCGACAGUGUGUUUCUCCAACCCAAAACGUGAUCGUGCCACGAGCCUCGGAGACGACAGUCUCCCGGGCGUAUACAUGAAGGAGCAAGAUAUACCAGAAUAUUUGGAGGGUUGUGGUCUCGCCACCUGCACGAUCGCCGACAUGCCCGAAGAGACGGAGACAUUGCGCGACGCUAAAGAUCAGCCAACCAACAAGGACAAGAAGCUGAUGGCCACCUCUAUCGGCGGCGGUUGCACGGGCGGUACAGGCGGUGCGGGUAGCGGUGCGGGUAGCGGUGGCAGCGGUGCAGAUACGAAGAAGAUUGUGACGGUGAAGCACCCCGAAUCGAACAAGCCGAAGCCCACGACGAAGAAAGGCAAGCCGAUCCAAGCUGACUUGGAUGUGGCGAAGGCGUUCGUCCGAUGCCGCGAAGAGUGUAUGCGACGGCUGGACCUCAGCAAAGCCAACAUCACGAAUCUGCCGAGCUCUGUGCGCGAACUCACGCACCUGAGGGAAUUCUACCUGUACGGGAACAAACUGGCGAGCCUGCCGCCCGAGAUCGGCUGUCUGACUAAUCUCGAGACGCUGGCGCUGAAUGAGAACUCAUUGACCAGCUUGCCGAACACCUUAGAGAACCUCAAGUCCCUGCGCGUGUUGGACCUCAGGCACAAUAAAAUGAACGAAAUCCCCGACGUCGUGUACAAACUUACCUCACUCACCACCCUUUUCAUGCGCUUCAACCGGGUCCGUUACGUGAGCGACAGCAUUCGAAAUCUGACGAAUCUGACGAUAUUGAGCUUACGCGAGAACAAAAUCAAAGAACUGCCCGCGGGAAUAGGCGACUUGGUGAACCUCUUGACGUUCGACGUGUCCCACAACCACCUGGAACAUUUGCCUGAAGAGAUCGGCAAAUGUAUCCAAUUGUCGACAUUGGACCUGCAGCACAAUGAUCUGCUCGAUAUUCCCGACACGAUCGGCAACCUCGUCUCGCUGACGCGUCUCGGGCUGCGCUACAACGGGCUCUCGAACAUUCCGCAGUCGUUGGCGAACUGCAAGUCGAUGGACGAGUUCAGUGUCGAGGGUAAUCACGUGUCGCAGUUGCCGGACGGUCUGCUGUCCAGCCUGUCGAACUUAACAACGAUCACGCUGUCGCGCAACAGUUUCACCGCGUACCCCGCGGGCGGCCCGUCGCAGUUCACCAAUGUCUACUCCAUCAACAUGGAGCAGAAUCAGAUCGACAAGAUACCGUACGGCAUCUUCUCACGCGCGAAAAAUCUGACCAAGCUCAACAUGAAGGAGAAUCAGCUGACUGCGCUGCCGCUGGACAUCGGCGCGUGGGUCAACAUGGUCGAGCUGAAUUUAGGGACGAAUCAGUUGACGAAAAUACCCGACGACAUACAGUGCCUGCAGAACCUUGAGGUGCUGAUACUGUCGAACAAUCUGCUGAAGCGCAUACCGGCCAGCAUAGCGAAUCUGCGCAAGCUGCGGCUGCUCGAUCUCGAGGAGAACAGGCUCGACUCGCUGCCGAACGAGAUCGGCUUCCUGCGCGAGCUGCAGCAGCUGGUGCUGCAGUCGAACCAGCUGACGACGCUGCCGCGCGCGAUCGGCCACCUCACGAACCUCACCAACUUCAGCGUCGGCGAGAACAACCUCAAUUACCUGCCCGAGGAGAUCGGCACGCUGGAGAAUCUGCAGGCGCUCUACAUCAACGACAACGCGAAUCUACACAACCUGCCGUUCGAGCUGGCGCUCUGCUCCAAGCUGAUCGUCAUGUCGAUCGAGAACUGCCCGUUGUCGCAAAUACCGCCGGAGAUCGUCGCCGGCGGGCCCUCCUUGGUGAUACAGUUCCUCAAGAUGCAGGGCCCGUACCGGUCGAUGUAACGAAGUCGCCGGACGACUCCCCGAGACUCGCCCUUCCUCAGAUCCCGAUGCGGCCCAUGUGUCCCGUGUCACACGGAUGUCGACUCGUGAGGCUCCUGGGCAUUGUGUAACUCUUUUCACGUGAACUCAAUCUUGUCGAUUGUGUCAUUAUUUUUCCCGCUGAAAUCAUGAGAAGUGUAGAAUUUUCGUAGUAAAGGAAAGUACCAAUGCCGGGACGUUCUUAUGGUUUUUCUUUGAAUAUAAAUAUUUGAACUUAUAGGAUAAUCCGAGUUACUUCUCGAAUAAAAACCUACGCAAAACAGCGUGCGUCGGAAUUAUCCUUUGCUUAAUAUUUAAACUCAACAGAAGACAUAUAUGCAAGUAUUGAGUAUAUACAUUUUUUCUAUAUUUUGAAAGUUUAAAUAUUCGUAUUUGAAGACUAAAACAAUAGGAAUGUCCAGGACUGGGUACAUAUCCGGAAAUUGGUAUCUUACUUGGAGGCGAUUAUGAAUCUCUUCCUCCAAUGUAAAUUCGUGAAAUAUGAACAUUUCCAUACGUUUUCAAAGUUAGACUUUUCAUUUUUCGUGAGUUUAUGCGGGAGAAAAGAUUCAUGAUUUGCCCCCUGGAUCGAUCAUGUAACUUCCUCUUAGGAGUCUUCAAAUGAAAAAUGAAAAGUUUCACAUUUACAUUGUUUGAAAAGUUGCAUUGAUCGCGCGCUGAAGUCGUGAAGUUCGCAAUUGAACUUUUCACUUGUCACGAAUUGGCGCUAGGGGAAAAGAUACAUGAUCGAUAUCUUGAUCCCUCGCUGUGACCAUAGGUCUGUUCAUUCUAUGUAAAGCCUGGAGUCAAAUAUUGAAGAACAGACUUCAUCUUAAUUGAUCACGUCAGAAGCAAAGCAAUGCAUGCCCAAAAUUCUUGCAAAGUAGUAUGUCGAAAUAUGAAGGUAUUCUUAAAGAAAUAAAAUGGCAGCUGCAAUCGAUUAAGCACAUCCCCUAAAAUUCAUGUGAUACGUUUCCUUUUUAACCUACAUUUCUCCGUGAUCUUGUCACGUUCAUUUUACGGUUAUUUAUUCAUUGUUAGAAUAAAAGGAAAAUACUCAGACUAUCUUAAAAGUGUGCUUAAUCGAUCGCAAGUGCCAUUUUUUGGAUGUAUCUAUUUAAUUCGACGUAGUGUGUAGAAAUUUUGGGCAUGCAUUUCUGACGUCAUCAAUCAAGAUGGCGGCGAGCAGCCAGGAGCCUUAAUGCCGAGACGGUGACUGAGGGCCGCUCCAGAGUAAUGACGACGCUAGAGGAGGGAGCUUUUGUACGGAUCAAAUCUGUCGACUUAAAUUCUCGCUCUAAUGAUCUCACUCUCUUCGAGAGAACGCGCCAGACGUUACGAGCGCAAGAAAUGUCACGCGCUGUAUGUAAAACGAGCGAAACAUUUCUCGCUUCCUAGGCAAGAGGCAGAAGACGUGCUUCUCUCUGCAGGAAAGACAGAUUAGUAUGUGUAAUAUGUAUAAACAUAUAAAUAUGAAUAAAUAAACAGGUAAAUAAAUAUAUUGAUAUAUCUAUUUGUGAGAUAUAAAUAUAGUUAUAUUUGCGAAAUAUAAAUAUAUUUAUAUUUCUGUUGUGAGAUAUAAAUGAGUAAAUAUAUAAAUAUAUUUAUUUAUAUACAAACACACUUAUACGUGCACAUGAACUUGGUGCUAUAUCGGGUAUUUUUCUCGCGGACAGAGAAGGAGAUUAGAGCUUGUGCAAUUCUCUAAGGUACUUUAAGCAUCUCGGCGCAGUGACAUGUAACUUCAGCGUCGCAAAUUACGGAAGAAGCCGAUAUAGACUAUAUUUAUACAACUGUAUUUGUAUUCUUAGUUCAUGUUGUAUUUAUGUGCUUUGUUUGAGGUAUGACUAUUGCUAAUGGCAUUCGGGCAUGGCAUCUGAAGAAACUGCACGUUGUACACGACAGAAAAGUGAAGUCUGGAUGAUGCGACAUAUUUGGUUUUCAUGAAGCUGAAUAGCAUUUCUGGUUAUCAUAACGAGAUAUUUUCUGAUAUAUAAGCGGAAUAUUUUGAAGUAAUACUGGCCAGAGUUUGAUUAAUGUGUCUGUGUAUGUAUAUGUAUAUAUAUGUAUGUAUGUAUGUAUGUAUAAAUACAUAUAUUAUAUAUAUAUAAAAAUUAUAUAUAUAUAUAUAAACCAUAUGUAAUAUAUAUAUAUAUAUAUAUAUAUAUAUAUAAACAUAUAACAUAUAUAUGUAUAUAAAUUAUAUAUAUAUAAAUGUGUGUGUAUGUGUGUCCAGAAGUCUUGGGCUCAAAUACCAUCAGAAUAUAAAGAUGAGUUUUUCAAAUAUAAUAUUGAAUCAGUUAAAUAACAAAUUUCAAAUAAAAUAAUUAUACAUCAACACUUUAAGAAAAAAAUUGUCAGUUAAAUUUGUAAAAAGAAAGAAUAUGGAUACAAUUUUAUUACGCAUUAUAUACGUAAAUAUAUGUAACCAAAUUCAUUUGGUUGCAUUAACCAAAAUUAUGGGCCGUUCAGAAUCCACCAAACAGUCUGUGACUUAUAUACUUCCAGAUUUCAGAUUAAUUCAACCAAACUUUCUUUUCUGUGUGCAGUAUGUUUUUGCAUGAUGCAGUAAUAGUGAAACGAAUUUUUCUUCUAUUUCAACGUGAAAAUUCUAAAUUGUACAUGAACACGUUAGAUUCAUGAAAAAUUGUCACAUCUUUUUUUCUUUCUUACUGUUGCGUCGAAAUAUUUGAUAUUGGAAAGGAAUAGAUUUUUUGAGACAUUGCUGUGAAUUUAAAAGAACUGCGAAUUGCAAUUCUUUAUGUGCGUGCACGGAAGAAAAUAUUACAGAUAUAACGAUGAGAAAUAUCGUGAGAAAUAUUUUAACGCAUUUCCUGCGAGAAUUAUCUUCGGGUUUAGUGAAACUAAACUCGACGGGUUCCACGGAGUUCAACGUUUCAUCUAUUUGGCGAAGUAAACGCCAACUAAGCAUAGCUUACGAGUUUUUUAAGCUGUACAAUUAAGUUGUAAUUUCUUUUACAAUGGAACAACAAAAUUACGCAGACAUAGAACGUAUCAUUUGCAAAGGAACAUAAAAAACGUCCUGUUUACUCUAUGUGUAUACAUAUAUAAGUACAAAGAAAUGUGCGAGAUAAGAUCUUUAACGUAGUAAUCAAUUAUAAAGAGCAGUAAAAAGAAAAAAACAAAUGUUGAAAAUCGGCAUCGAUGAUAUUGUUCAUUGUAUUAA
This is a messenger RNA of Odontomachus brunneus, 5332 nucleotides long. RefSeq names its product leucine-rich repeat protein soc-2 homolog (gene Sur-8). The transcript has a single exon. Bases 343 to 2127 code for a protein of 594 amino acids. Gene Ontology annotation, molecular function: protein binding. NCBI's taxonomy places the organism in Eukaryota, Metazoa, Arthropoda, Insecta, Hymenoptera, Formicidae. The record is from RefSeq and is a predicted model, not a curated record.